This is a messenger RNA of Ficedula albicollis (Collared flycatcher), 1848 nucleotides long. It is a transcript of the gene TMEM108, whose product is annotated as transmembrane protein 108. The record is from RefSeq and is a predicted model, not a curated record. NCBI's taxonomy places the organism in Eukaryota, Metazoa, Chordata, Aves, Passeriformes, Muscicapidae. Gene Ontology annotation, biological process: postsynaptic density organization; retrograde axonal transport; dendrite extension. The transcript is spliced from 6 exons. The coding region runs from base 411 to 1808 and encodes 465 amino acids. Gene Ontology annotation, cellular component: axon; early endosome; postsynaptic density.
UGCAACUGCAACAAGUGGGUCUGUGGUGCUGCCUCGAUAAUUGAAUAAAUGGAAAGUCUGGUGGAGGUGCAGAAGCAGGAGGCAGAUCUGUAAAAUCUAUCCACAGACAAAAAGCUAAGCACUGCUCUGGAGGGAGGGCACUCUGCCUUGAAAUAGGGACUGAACAGCCUCACAAGGGCAUGCAGCUGGGGUGCUUGUUGCUGUUUUGUUCCCGGAAAACGAGAACUGCCAGCAAUCCUCUGGCAUCUGAAUAGACUCGUGUCAGACAAACUGUAUCUGGACUUGAUGGGAAACCAAGCUGGAAUACCAAGCAGCCCUUGGAUCUGCUGGCAGAGAGGAGGACUGGCUCAGGAUGAAGCUUCCAAAUCCUUGUGAUGUGAGCAGGUGAGGAUGUCUGCUGACAAGUCCAAAUGAUAUUUUCAGGUGUUCUACUGAUCUUGGCACUGACAGAAGAGCUGGUGUUUUCUGCUCAGGUACUGUCUCCCACUGUCUCCUCCUCUCAGGGCUUCCCGAUGAACACUACAACUAUCACAGCCAUGGGAACAACACCUCACCACAAAGACCACCACACAGAGCCCCUUCCCACGUCUGCUCAAGCCAUGUCCCACCCCAUCAGCCUGGUGGAGGAAGCCCCUUCCACCGGGCAAGAACAAGAGAGUGGCCCUCGCAUCGGCGAGAAGGAAACUUACCAUUUGUACAACCAGAGUGCUUUGUACUCAGGACAGUCUCGCCCCAAGGGGAAAAUAUUCCAGGUUUUCAAAGGCAACUUCUCAGAGUCGACAGAGCCUUACCUAAAGACGACCCUGCACUCUCCCUUCCCUACCCUGAGGAGCCCUUUCACAGACCACCCGUUCCAGUCCCAGACCACAGCAUCCAGCGAUCCAAAUGGAAUGGGGCUGGCAAGAACUACACACUCAGCCCCUUCUCCCCACCGCACCUCGGGAAGCCGUAGGGAAGCAGAGAGAGGGGAUGGGACCGAGGCAGUAGUGCAGGAGGCAGAUUUUGCCACCACAACUGCUGGACCAUCAACUGAUCCUGAAGCAGUGUCGGUGCCUUUUAAACCCACCCGCUAUGGCGUGUGGGAUAUGCUGAGCAAAAACAACUCUUGGGUAACCUUGAAUCUCAGUACAAAUGUCCCUCUGUUUGCUGGCUCUGGAUCUGCUACAGCAGCAGCUGGUCACUCGGUUCAGACCAGGUUUGAUGUCAGCGUCUCGUCCCCGGCAGCGGGGGACCCUGAGGGACUCGCUCCAACACAGCACGGUGCGGUGACCGGCGCCACGUCACCGGGCAGUGCCCUCUCCUCAGUGCCUGCCACCAGGCUGUCCAGCUCCACCUCCACAGCUGGCUUUACCGCCACCGGGAACUUCCUGAACAGACUGGUUCCUGCCGGGACCUGGAAACCAGGUGUGCAAGGAAACAUCUCCCAUGUCACUGAGGGGGACAAACCCCAGCACAGAGCGACCAUCUGUCUCAGCAAGAUGGACAUUGCCUGGAUCAUUCUGGCUAUCAGCGUCCCUAUAUCCUCGUGUUCAGUUCUGCUGACAGUCUGCUGUAUGAGAAGGAAGAAGAAGACAUCUAACCCAGAGAACAACCUGAGCUAUUGGAAUAAUGCUAUUACCAUGGACUACUUCAACAGGCAUGCUGUAGAGUUACCAAGAGAGAUCCAGUCACUGGAGACUUCAGAGGACCACCUGUCCGAGCCACGCUCCCCGGCCAACGGCGACUACCGGGACAGCGGGAUGGUCCUGGUGAACCCCUUCUGUCAGGAGACACUGUUCGUGGGGCACGAGCAGGUCUCUGAAAUAUGACCCCACAGCUGCCCCCGUACUGCAGUUUCAUCUCUACUGU